Messenger RNA from Cynara cardunculus var. scolymus (artichoke), 1009 nucleotides. RefSeq names its product aquaporin PIP2-5-like. The record is from RefSeq and is a predicted model, not a curated record. Gene Ontology annotation, cellular component: plasma membrane. Gene Ontology annotation, biological process: transmembrane transport. Lineage: Eukaryota; Viridiplantae; Streptophyta; Magnoliopsida; Asterales; Asteraceae. Gene Ontology annotation, molecular function: water channel activity. The transcript has 4 exons. The coding region runs from base 1 to 870 and encodes 289 amino acids.
AUGGAUUCUGAAAAUGACAUAGAAGAGGGUGUCAAUGAUCCAAGGAACGACGGAGACAAAGAUUACGAACAACCACUUGCAGCAAGGAUCAUCGAGGUCGAGGAGCUGACCAAAUGGUCGUUUUACAGAGCCAUCGUUGCCGAGUUCGUUGCCACCUUCUUGUUCCUUUACAUAACUGUCCUAACUGUCAUUGGCUACAAGAGCCAAACGGAUGCCACCAGAAAUUCUGAUCAAUGUGGUGGCGUCGGUAUUCUUGGUGUCGCUUGGGCUUUUGGCGGAAUGAUCUUUGUCCUUGUUUACAACACUGCUGGCAUCUCUGGAGGGCACCUUAACCCUGCGGUCACGUUUGCGCUUUUUCUGGGUAGAAAGGUGACCUUGCCGAGGGCGUUAAUGUACAUCUUGGCUCAAUGUUCGGGUGCGACUUGUGGGUGUGGUAUGGUUAAAGCUUUCCAAAGGGCUUAUUAUAUCGGCUAUGGUGGUGGUGCUAACGAGUUAUCGCAGGGCUAUGGCCGAGGCACGGGGUUAGGGGCCGAGAUUAUUGGUACUUUUAUCCUUGUAUACACUGUUCUCUCCACCACCGAUCCCAAGAGAAACGCUCGUGAUUCCCAUGUUCCCGUAUUGGCACCAUUGCCUAUCGGAUUCGCGGUUUUCAUGGUUCACUUGGCCACAAUCCCUAUAACCGGAACUGGAAUUAACCCGGCUCGUAGUUUGGGUGCUGCAGUUAUGUACAACAAGAAGAAAUCCUGGGAUGAUCAUUGGAUCUUUUGGGUCGGACCGAUGGUCGGGGCAGCCGGAGCACAAUUUUACUAUGAACACAUUUUACAAGCGCAUUUGACGCUAUACCACCACCACCACCAUAUUACGCGUUGAAGAUUACGGUUUUUCGUCGAGGACAAUUUGUCUUACAAAUUUAUCUAAAAGAGUGAUAUUAUCAUAUUAGGGUUCGAAUACGGUACCACUUUAUUUCAAUAGGAUAUGAAUCUAAGCUAAUUAAUGGAGAUAACGUUGU